Messenger RNA from Penicillium cosmopolitanum, 2544 nucleotides. RefSeq names its product Zn(II)2Cys6 transcription factor. Gene Ontology annotation, molecular function: zinc ion binding; transcription cis-regulatory region binding; DNA-binding transcription factor activity, RNA polymerase II-specific. Gene Ontology annotation, biological process: regulation of DNA-templated transcription. The transcript is spliced from 6 exons. Gene Ontology annotation, cellular component: nucleus. The record is from RefSeq and is a predicted model, not a curated record. Lineage: Eukaryota; Fungi; Ascomycota; Eurotiomycetes; Eurotiales; Aspergillaceae. The coding region runs from base 1 to 2544 and encodes 847 amino acids.
AUGGACGAGCCGGCCUCCCACGCCAAACAACCCGCCUGUCUCAACUGUCGCCGCAGUAAAAUCCGCUGCAAUAGGCCCUCCAGCCAUGCCCGCUGCGAGAAAUGUCGCCAGUCGAAUGUUGACUGUGUUGUGCCGAACCACCACUUGGGUCGGCAGAAAGGUGUUAAGAACAAACGAAAAGGCCUGGAAAAGGCAAUCCACCAAAUCGAGCAAGCUAUAAAACGGCCAAAACUCGACUCAUCCGCGAGCUCAGCAGAUGAAGCCCAACGCGCUAUCUCCGGACUCCAGGAGCUACUCUCACGCUUCCAGGGCCAGUUGAGCCACUCACCAGAGCAUGGCGGACUCGGGAUCGGGUCUGGGGCCGGAGCCGGGCCCGGGGGAGGAGAAUCUGAAUCAUUCUCAUCAGAUCCGGAAAGAGAUCGAGAUCACCCGCACAUCUCUCAUUCACCGCGUGAAGCCCCAGAGGAAAAUCUUGCACUGGAUGAUGCGGAGAAUCCACUACAGCUUCUGGCGCGGGCGUCGGAUUUACAGCUCUCGCCUGUCGGGGUGCGGCAUAUGCCCAAGUCGCCACCCUUGAUAUCCGUUGCUCCGUCUUUAUCUUUACCGCAAGGUCUUGCCGUGGAUCCGGGGGAUAGGAGUCGGAGUCAGGAUCGGGGUCGAGACCAAAGCCGGGAUUCUAAUGCGGAGCUUGAUCGGCGCGAACAGAGUGCUAAAUCUUUUUUUGUACCUGCCCGAGCGAAUCUGGAUGUUGGGGAUGAUUUGGAUCCGGUGGAGUUGGGUCUUGUUACAUUUGAUGAGUCGGAGUCGUUAUUUUCUUUGUACGUUUUGUCGCUGGCUUCUCUCCUUGCCUUGAUUUCCCCCGUAAAUACAGCUUUCCCAACUCCCGAUCCAACUAACCUUCACCCAGUUUCUACCAACAUCUCGCACACACAAGAUGGGGUUCAGACCCCCCUCGUCCACACAGCUCACUUCGUCCGCACCCAAUCAUCCUUCUUAUUCACAUCAAUAAUGGCCGGCGCAGCUCUAUUCCUCCCAUCCGCAAGCGCCCUAUCAAAACGCCUAUCCCGCCACGUAAAAUGGCUCGCGAACCGCGUAAUGAUCCACCGACACCGUUCCGUCGAGAUCGUUCUAGCUUUCAUGGUAAACGUACCUUGGAUGGCACCCGGGGACCGCCUCGGCGACGACGAUACGUGCGCGUAUAUUGCGAACGCAUUGACUGUUGCCCUUGAUCUGUCGCUUAAUAAGAUCGUUACGCCUUCGUCGAGUUUUGGGAGGGAUCUUACUUUUCAACUCGCGAGGGCGGAUUGUAUUGAUGCUAAGCGGGCGUUGCUUAUGGAUGGGUUUGAGGAUGUUGAGCCUGGGUCGGAGUGGGGGAGACGGUUGUUGAGGAGGAGGGAGAGGGCUUGGAUUGCGCUUUUUGUUGUUGAGAGGGGUGUCUGUCUUGCUAGGGGGAGAAGUUAUACGGUUCCGCCGACGGCGUUGAUUGAGAAUUGCGAUAUGUGGUAUCGGUCUGAUAUUGCGGAUCGACGGGAUGGUCCGAUGAAUUCUAUGGCUAUAUUACGGCGGGAUCUGGAUGAACUAUUUCGAAAAGUCAAAUCAAGUUGCGACAGCUAUCGCACUGGUGAUACUGGCUCCGAGGCUGCCCACGCAAUAAAAACGACUAUCGAAAAUUUCUACGAACAAUGGUUCACGACUUGGGCCGUAGCGAUCAGCGAAGACGGCGCCCGUUCACUCCCCCCCUACGUCGAAAUCCUAGUAACACACACCCAACUCUCAACCUACGGCGGCGUAAUCAACCACCCAACAGCCCCAACAGCCGUAAAGCGAUUUUUCCGCGCAGCAGGUCUAUCCUCCGCAUUAAAUGUCCUCCGAGCCGCAAUCCAAGGCGAAUCCCGACUAAAAUCAAUGCCAAAUAAUACCGUCAUCAUGAUUUCCUUCGCGGCUUGUUCGGCGCUCAGUCUCAGCGUCACGCCGGGUGAUAGUCAGUCCAGUCUCGCGCCUAGUGUGAGAACACUCAUUGAAGAAACGGCCGGUGUCCUUGAACGUAUUGGCGCGACGCCGAAUCAUAGACAUGGUGCUUCGGUUUUGUAUGGGCGCUUUUUGAGAGAACUUAUAAGGAGGGGUGGUCCUAUGCUUCCUCUUUCGCUUUCGCAGAAUCGUCAUGGUGGAGAGCAUCAACGGGUGGAUUUGAAUGAUUCGAUUUUACAGUCGUCGAAUAGAGGUUUUGAUGGUCAUGCUGGUGCGAAUGCUAAUGCAAGUGCUAAUGCCAAUGUCAAUUCUCAGGGCCGUGGUCAAAGCCAAGGCCCACCAUCAUCCCUCCCAACUAUCCCAUCACACCCAGCACAAUCACAAUCACAAUCACUACCACCAACCGAUCUCUGGACUGAACCCCUUCAGUUCUCUGCAAUGUCAGAUGACCAAAUCAUCGACGCGGUGAAUCGUGCAGGCGGGAGUGCGUUUGGGGCUUCAAUUCCUGAUGUCCCCUUUGAUGAUAUGCUUAGUUGGGAUUGGCCGGAUUUCGCGAAUGCGGAAUUUUCGUUUUAG